CCAGGGGAGGAAGAGCACGACAAGGAAGGCCGUGUGAUCACGGCCGAGUUCCCCUCUUAUUUCCUGGUGACGGCCUACGUGCCUAACGCCGGCCGGGGCCUGGUGCGGCUGGAAUACCGCCAGCGCUGGGACGCGGCCUUCCGCUCCUACCUCCAAGGCCUGGCUGCCCAGAAGCCCCUCAUCUUGUGCGGGGACCUCAACGUCGCCCACCAGGAGAUCGACCUGAAGAACCCGAAGGGCAACAAGAAGAACGCCGGCUUCACGCCGGAGGAGCGGGCCGGCUUCACCACCUUGCUGGAGGCGGGCUUCGUCGACAGCUUCCGCCACCUCUACCCGGACACGCCCUACGCCUACACCUUCUGGACCUACAUGAUGAACGCCCGGGCCAAGAACGUGGGCUGGCGGCUCGACUACUUCCUGGUUUCGAAGGACCUCCUGGAAGGUCUCUGUGACAGCAAGAUCCGCUCCGCAGCCCUGGGGAGUGACCACUGCCCCAUCACCCUGUACGUGGCUGCGUGAAAGGCAAGAGUGUUAGCAUUUGGGUGGCUGGCAGCUGUAAUAUUGUAGCUUGCGGGUGGGGCAAAAAAAGAGAAAUUAUUGUAAAAAACUAGUGGCGUAACAUUGGAGGCAGAUAAUACUGUAUAUCCUGACCCCCUACUGUAGGACAGGGGUUUGACUUCCCAUUCUGUUCCUCUAGCUGAAACUUGUAAGAGGAAAUCAGAAGGAUCUUAGGCUCCUGAACUGGGAGAGGACCUUUCCGAAUUUGUCAUGGCCAGCUCCAGGCUAGCAAUAUAAUCUACAGUUCUGGGCGUCACUCUUUUCAGUGCUUGGCCCCAGUUUGUUCUUUUGCUGCCUGUAGGAAGCACCCGAUGAAACAGAACCAGGGAGUUGAGCAAAG
Molecule: messenger RNA, 898 nt
Organism: Pogona vitticeps (central bearded dragon)
Lineage: Eukaryota; Metazoa; Chordata; Lepidosauria; Squamata; Agamidae
Source: RefSeq, a predicted model, not a curated record